Messenger RNA from Hevea brasiliensis (rubber tree), 2932 nucleotides. RefSeq lists its product as uncharacterized. Lineage: Eukaryota; Viridiplantae; Streptophyta; Magnoliopsida; Malpighiales; Euphorbiaceae. Bases 74 to 2455 code for a protein of 793 amino acids. The record is from RefSeq and is a predicted model, not a curated record. The transcript is spliced from 6 exons.
UUUGAAGGUCUGGUUCCAAGUCUUUUCAAGAUCUUUUCCUUUUGUAUGGUUAUGUGUUGUAGAAAUCAAAGAAAUGGGUGCCAGAAAGCUAAAGAAGAAAGGCCAGUGCCGCCCCAAAGAGAUCCAGUUUCCUCCUCUUACUCUCCACACUAUUAUCUCCGCAAUUCAAUCUCCAGAGGGUCUAAUCCCAGCAAACAUGAGAAUAUUGUAUGCCAUGCUAGUACAUUUGUCGCAGAACAAACCAGCUAUGAGUUGGUCUAAUUGUGAAUCUGCUGCGAGUCGCACAGAUGAGAACUUGGAUGAAUGUGGGCUCCAGUUGAAAUUUAAAGAAUAUCAUUAUCUAUCUGAUAUUUUGUUUGAGGAACUCGACAGGAGAUUUAAGGAGUUGUUCUCUGCUUUACGUGAUGUUUCUGCUACUCGGGAUAGUGGUCAAGCUGCCUUGCUUACAGAUAUUUGGGCAAAGAGGGAAGAACUAAUGCUGCUGCUGAGAUGUUGUAUGGUACUAUUAAUUUUGUUGGCCGUCAACCAAAGUCUUCUCAUAGAAAAGUGCAGACUUCUUCUUGUACUACUUAGCAGAUUGAUUUCUAUUGAGUUAACUGGUGGUGAAAAUGAGAAAAGUUCCAUAACUUUUAAGAGGUUAAUUUCUCUUGAAUGUGCUUAUGUUAAUGGCGAUUGUACUGCCAAUGUUACUGAGGAGUUUUUUGCUUCAAUAUCUUUGUUGGAACCUUCUGAUUCGUGCUAUACACUUCUAUGUGGAGUGCUUGAGGUGUUUGCAGAUGAGCUUUUGGUGCAUAAAUCUUUGAGAGAGUACUUUACGUUGAUUGAUUUUGCGUCUUCCAGAAGUGAAAUGCUAUUCAACUUCCACUUUGGCCAUGGUAAUCUUGGAUGUGUGCUGGAGGUGAUUUGUGCUCAUUUUAUUCUAUCAGUUUCCAAUGAGCUAGUAUUUGUACGUUUCAUCAACAGAUUAUUUUGGUGCCAUAAUGAUGACUUCAGAAUUCCUGAAAUAAGCUUGCCAGCAUCCUUGUCUUUGCUUCUCAACCCUGUUAUGCUUUCAGCUCCAAAAAUGUUUCAGGCACAUUUGAUUUUAUUGGUUUCUGAAGUCAUUGGUAUUUGCGCAGCUUCUGAGAAUAUUAUGCUGGAUGUUAGAUUGAUGGAUUGGUACUCAACAGCAUUUGAAAGGUCUGUUGUAUUGUACACCAGACAUAUGUCUAAUUUGUAUGUUGAUAGCAAUAAUUUGGAUGGUAAUGGGUCUUUUGAUAAAUUAUGUUCGCUUGGUGGCAGUCAGCCAACUUUUGAAUCUUUUCUUCUGCAAGCCACAAUGGACAAGAUACAUCAUCUGAUUGCCAAAUCAAAAAAUUUUGCAUCUUCCUAUUUAAGUGAUAUGUCCUCUGGAACAAAUUCUGACCUGGUGGCUGUCUCUAUGGCAUAUGUGAAGGAGAACCUGUGCAUUUUUGAUGAAUCUUAUAAAGAUGAGAUUUUAUCAAUUUUAAAUUGCAUUAUACUGGGAUGUUCAUCUAAUGAUAUAAAUGGCCCUUUAUUUCAGAAAAUAGGGGAAAUAAGCCCUCAAGAUUUAUAUCUUCUUGCUUCUAUACUGAAGUUAAUGAGUAGUUCAAUGUUGCAAGCUAUAUGGUGUCUGAGGCGUGCUAGGAAUUCAGAAUGUCUGAAAUCCCACAGGGAUGUUUCUUCAUGUAAGGAAUAUGAUUAUAUAGUGGGUGUUCUUGGCUGUUUUCAACAGUUUAGUAUCCGUCUGCCAAUUCAGAACUUCUUAUAUGAAUCCAUGCAAUCUCACCCUGCAAGGCAUAAGGAGUCCAAGUGGAUGCUUUUGCAUCUUUCAGGCUUGCUUUCAUUAACUUAUGUUAGUGGGAUUGAUUUCUUAGUGAAGAGCUGUUUAUUUAUGAUGAUGACACUGUUGAAUUGGUUUCUUGUUGAAGAGUGUGAUCUCAGUGCACUAGGGUCAUUAUUUGGUUUUGGAUCAAAUUCCUGUUCACCUAAAUUGUCUGACAAUGUUGAAGGGGUCCUGGUGAUCAGAAAAACUAGCCGAAUAAUUUCAUCAAAAUUUCAGAAGAUUCAUGAUAUGUACUUGAGAACAGGUUCGUUCAUAUGUUCUAACAAAAUAAAACAAGACGAGCAAGCGGAAACUUUAAAAUAUUCCUCUGUCCCAAAUGACCUGGAUUCUGCUGUAGCAGACAAUACUAAGGAAACCAGUAAUGGUGAGAUGUUCCUGAAAUGUGUACUUGGACAAAACUCCCGAGUAUCUGAUUUUGAUGAUUUAGCUGACUUCAUUGAAUGCAAGCCGGAAAAGGAUUACUCUAGCUGGUUAAGGGAUCGACAGAGAUUUAGACAAUGGAAAUAUAAAAAAAUGAUAAGUUUAAGAUGGAAGAAAAAGAAAAUGACGUGGAAUUCUAUGAAAGUGAGACAAACAAGAUCUUGGGUGGUAUCUGGAGACAAAAGAUAAGCAAGAUCAUAAAUCUACCUUGGUGGUGUUUUUAUACGACUGUUGGGUUGCAUGAGAUGUUGGAUAUGGAAGACCUCCACACUAAUCAAUCUGCAAAGGGAACGAUGAACAGUUGUUUGAAGGUUCAGAAGUGCCUAUGGAGCUCGGUGGAUGAAUUCAUCGGUGUUGGAGGGUUUCAGGGAGGCACUCAUAAAGCCUUGAUAAUUUGAGGGUGUUCAUAUGAUAGGGAAAAAAAACAAUGGAAAACUCUUUUUUUUUUUUCUUUCCUUGUUGUAACAUUUGAAAAUAUGAAUUACUUUAUGCAACUCGAGAUGUGUGUAGUGAGUUACAUGUGAGAUAGAGGGGUAUUAUGCAAUGGUCUCAUUGCUUUCUUUGUAAAAAUUUAGAAAUGAUCAUAGAAGCAUACAAUGUAUCCUAACUGGUCUUUAUCCAUCUUCAAAGGUAUAUGAAAUAGGAACGUCUAGGGUUUGAAUUUCA